Messenger RNA from Rodentolepis nana, 2922 nucleotides. The record is from the annotation of a GenBank genome assembly. Lineage: Eukaryota; Metazoa; Platyhelminthes; Cestoda; Cyclophyllidea; Hymenolepididae.
AUGGUCUCUCAUAUAAAAUGUAAUUCUGCGUCUCUACGCAGUACAGAUGAAAUAUUAAACAUAUUGGGUGUUGAUGUUAAAUAUGGCUUAUCAAACAAUGAAGCAUCACUUAGAUUGGAGCAAAUUGGUCCGAACGAAUUUAAGGCCGAUCCACCAGAUCCACUUUGGCUUAAAUAUCUAAAACAAUUCCUUGAACCGAUGAUUGGCCUUUUAAUUGCUUCGGCUUCUAUUAGCAUUCUUAUGGGUCAAUUCGAUGAUGCAGUUAGUAUAUCAGCUGCGAUUUUUAUUGUUGUUACCGUAGGAUUUAUUCAAGGAUACAGAUCAGAAAAGGCGAUUGAAUCUCUGAAAAAGUUAAUGCCACCAAAGUCAUCAACUCUGGUUCCUGGUGAUGUUGUCUACCUCUCAUUUGGUGAUCGCGUACCUGCUGAUUUGCGCAUUAUCGAGUCCAACGACUUGCGUAUUGAUGAAUCAAAUUUGACGGGUGAAAACAAACCAGUUGCAAAGCAUUCUAGUAUUCUGCCUUCUCAUGCCUCCAUAUCUUUAGCCGACCCACUUGAAACUUCAUCCUCUUCUCUGUCCCUCAAUGGUAGUGGUUUUCCAUCUUCAGUGAUAAAGCGGACCGAGAGUUUUAAUUCUUCCUCCUGGGGUGAUGGUGAGACAGUAAUAUCGUUUGAGAAUACUAAAGCAGCUGCUAUUAUUCCGCCGCAAAGAAUCGAAGGAGCUCAUCGUCUAACCAACAUUGGUUUCAUGGGCACAUUGGUUCGAGCAGGAAAUGCGAUUGGUGUUGUCAUAGCAACUGGUGAAUACUCCGAAUUCGGAGAGGUAUUCAAGAUGAUGCAAAAUGAAGAAGCACCAAGAACACCUCUUCAAAAGAGUAUGGACCGACUGGGAAAGCAUUUAUCAAUGAUUUCGGGUGCUAUUAUUUUUUGUAUUGCUGUGGUUGGAUUAAUUCAGGGCAGAAAUAUCCUCGAGUUGAUUACUGUUGCUGUCAGCCUUGCCGUUGCGGCUAUUCCAGAAGGCCUACCUAUUGUGGUCACUGUAACUUUAGCCAUUGGUCAGAUGCGAAUGGCCGCCAGAAACGCCAUUAUUAAAAAGCUGCCUGCGGUUGAAACACUAGGUUGCGUAAACGUAAUCUGCGCAGACAAGACGGGAACCAUGACAAAGAAUGAGAUGACGGUAACUUGUAUUAUGACCGGUGGUCUGGAGCGAGCCAAUGUCACCGGUGUUGGUUAUAAUCCAAUCAAUGGUGAAGUAACUUUAGAACAGGCUAAUGGUCGCAAUUCUGCUAUAACUCAUCCUAAUCUUCGUCGAUUAGUUGAGAUUGGCUACCUGUGCAAUGAUUCUUCCUUGAAGGGAGGCAUUCUCCACGGUCAACCAACGGAAGGCGCUUUGCUUUGUCUUGGCGCGAAGAUGCAAAUUUUCGAUCCGAGAUUAACUAAUCCUCGAGUAAAGGAAUGGCCCUUCUCUUCGGAAAGGAAGUUGAUGGUUGUUCAAGUUUCGACUCCUCGACUUAGUAACCCUUGCACAUCCAGUUUCUUCCUGAAAGGCGCCCCAGACCGAGUUCUUCCACUCUGCACUUCCUAUCGUACAGCGUGUACCUCUCCCAAUGAAUUAGGUACUUUGGUAACAAUGGAUGAAGCAAAACGAGCAUCAAUUCUUGCUGAAGCAGCGCGAAUGGCUUUAGACGGAGGACUGAGAAUUCUAGCACUUGCUGAAGGAAAUCGUGUUGAGGGUGACUUUGUCUUUGCUGGGCUUGUUGGCCUUCUAGAUCCCCCCAGACCUGAUAUAGAAGGUGCUGUGGAGAUCUGCUAUCGAUCUGGUGUGAGGGUUAUCAUGAUUACUGGCGAUUCAAAGGAGACGGCUUGUGCUAUUGGUUCGCGUUUGUCUCUAUAUCGACCGGGUGAUAUCUGCCUAAGUGGAGAAGAGGUUGAAGAGAUGGAUCUUCAUCAAUUACAAUCACAAAUCCAUUGCGUCACCGUCUUCUAUCGCACAGGUCCGAAACAUAAGUGCAAAAUCGUCAAGGCUCUACAAAAGCGGGGAUUAGUGGUUGCCAUGACAGGAGACGGUGUAAACGAUGCCAUUGCUCUCAAGUCAGCCGACAUUGGCAUUGCCAUGGGAGCAAGUGGUACGGAUGUUUGCAAAGAAGCGGCGGAUGUAGUUCUUCUUGACGACGCAUUCUCUUCGGUAUUAGCAGCGAUGGAGGAGGGCAAGGCCCUCUUUGCUAAUAUUUGCAACUUCAUUCGAUUCCAACUCUCCACUUCAAUUGCCGCGUUGUCGUUGAUAGCCCUGUCAACUGUUCUUUCAUUACCGAAUCCCCUCAAUGCAAUGCAAAUUCUUUAUAUUAAUAUCCUUAUGGACGGGCCACCGGCACAGUCUCUUGGUGUGGAACCACCAGAUGCAGACGUUGUGAGUCAACCACCGCGUCACGUCCACGAGUCCAUUUUGGAUAAACGUUUGAUGAAGAACGUCCUAAUUUCCUCCCUUAUGAUUGUGGGUGGAACUCUUUUCAUAUUCCAUCGAGAAAUGGCUGCGGACGGAAAAGUCACUCCUCGUGACACAACCAUGACAUUCACUUGCUUUGUUCUUUUCGAUAUGUUUAAUGCGCUGUCUUGCAGAUCACAGAAGAAGUCCAUAUUUCAAAUUGGUUUCUUCUCGAAUCGUGUAUUUGUGAUUGCCGUGAGCCUCUCGCUGAUUGGUCAGCUCUUUGUGAUUUACUUCCCACCACUCCAAUCUGUCUUUCAAACUGAGCCCAUUUAUAUCUGCGACUGGCUACUACUUCUGGCCAUUUCAAGCAGUGUUUUUGUAGUCUCCGAGUUCCGCAAAUCGCACUUGACUUUGUCAAAACUCCUUCGACCUCGAAAGCUCUUUCGUUUACCGCGCCGUUUCCAAGGUUCUAUGGCUUCUUCCAAAACGAUUGUCUAA